Messenger RNA from Rasamsonia emersonii CBS 393.64, 1539 nucleotides. RefSeq names its product 2-alkenal reductase. The coding region runs from base 1 to 1539 and encodes 512 amino acids. The transcript has 3 exons. Gene Ontology annotation, molecular function: UDP-N-acetylglucosamine diphosphorylase activity. NCBI's taxonomy places the organism in Eukaryota, Fungi, Ascomycota, Eurotiomycetes, Eurotiales, Trichocomaceae. The record is from RefSeq and is a predicted model, not a curated record. Gene Ontology annotation, biological process: UDP-N-acetylglucosamine biosynthetic process.
AUGGCUGCCGCAGUGAAAGAGACCGUUCACAACAUCCUUGACAAGAUUCAGGGCAAGGGUGAGAAUGCUCCCCGCGAGCCCUCUCCUCAGGAGCUUCAACAGCUGAAGGAGAAAUACGAAAAGGCGGGCCAAGGCCAGGUCUUCGCAUUCUUCGACGAGCUCAGUCCUGCCGAAAAGGGCCAGCUCUUCCAGCAGCUCUUGACUUUCGAUCCAAACCGUAUCAAUGAGCUUGCCGAUAGAGCCCUUCAUCCUCCGAAGACCUCCGCUGAGGAGCGAGCAAGCCUGGAGCCGCUUCCCGAAUCUGCUACUGCCUCGAUUCUCGACUCCGAUCCCAAAGACCUGGAGAGAUGGUAUAACGAAGGUCUGAAACUGGUGGGGGAAAACAAGGUUGCCGUCGUCCUCAUGGCCGGUGGACAGGGUACCCGACUAGGCAGCUCUGCCCCCAAGGGCUGCUUCAACAUCGGACUCCCCAGCCAAAAGUCUCUGUUCCAAAUCCAAGCUGAACGGAUUGCAAAGAUCCAGCUCUUGGCCGAGAAGGUGACCGGCAAGAAGGCGGUGGUUCCAUGGUAUGUGAUGACGAGUGGCCCGACGCAUAAGCCGACGGAGGAAUUCUUCCAGCAACACAACUACUUUGGGCUGGACAAGAACAACGUGACCUUCUUCGAGCAAGGUGUUCUCCCAUGUAUCUCUAAUGAGGGUAAGAUCCUCUUGGAGAGCAAGUCGAAGGUCGCUGUUGCGCCAGAUGGCAAUGGCGGUAUCUACCAAGCCCUUGUGACCUCUGGUGUGCGAGAGGACAUGCGACGCCGUGGAAUCGAACACAUCCAUACCUACUGUGUUGACAACUGCCUAGUGAGGGUGGCGGACCCUAUCUUCAUUGGAUUUGCAGCCUCCAAGAAUGUGGACAUCGCCACGAAGGUUGUGCGCAAGCGCAACGCUACCGAAUCAGUUGGCCUCAUUCUGCAGAAGAACGGAAAGCCUGAUGUGGUGGAAUACUCCGAGAUUGACAAAGAAACGGCCGAAGCUAAGGACCCCAAACAGCCGGAUGUGCUGAAGUUCCGGGCUGCGAACAUCGUCAACCAUUACUACUCCUUCCGCUUCCUGGAAUCCAUCGAGACCUGGGCUCACAAGCUACCACACCACGUUGCUCGGAAGAAGAUCCCGUGCAUCAACACGGCAACCGGUGAAACGAUCAAACCGGAGAAACCCAACGGCAUCAAGCUCGAGCAAUUUGUCUUCGAUGUGUUCCCUCUGACACCGUUAGACAAGUUCGCGUGUAUCGAGGUCAAGCGCGAGGACGAGUUCUCGCCUCUCAAGAACGCCAAGGGCACCGGAGAAGACGAUCCGGACACCAGCAAGAGGGACAUUAUGCAGCAGGGGCAGCGCUGGGUCCAGAAUGCAGGCGCGGUUGUCGUCUCAGAAGGGGACGCCGCAGGCGUGGAGGUGUCCCCGCUGAUCAGCUACGGUGGUGAGGGGCUGGAGUUCCUCAAGGGCAAGGAGAUCAAGGCGCCUGCCGUGAUUGAAAAGGAGAACAAUGCGUGA